GGCCGACCCCCGACAGGGCGCCGAUUCGCGUCUAUUGAAGCCCAAUGGCUUUUCGAGUGGAGGGCCUCGUCCAGAUCCAUACUCCACUCAUGUCGAUCACGCCGUCAUCGAGUGCGUCCAGUACGGAUGCCGCAUCUACGUCUGGUCCUGCUCGGCGACGUGGUCGGCCACGUAAGACUGAAGCCGAGAAGGCGGAGACGAAGGCUAGGCGUGCAGAGGCGAUGCGCCAGAAACGGGCAGAAGACUCGGAAUAUCGUGCGAAGGAGGCAGAGGCCAAGCGGCAGAAGAGGGCCGAACAUCCCGAGUAUCGUGCAGCGGACAUCGAAGCGAAGCGUCAGAGGCGGCGUGAUUACGCCGAACUGCGUGCCCGUGAAGCCGAAGUGAGGCGACAGCAGCGACAGGACGAUCCGGAGAUGCGAGCCAGGGAGGCCGAAGCGAAGCGGCUGAGACGGCGAGCCGAGGCGGAGCAACGAGCACGCGAGAGACUCGGCCAGCAUGUUAGUGCGACAAACGUGUUUGAGAAGCGCUUCACGCAAAAUCCCUUUGGCUACUCGUGCUCUGUAUGCGGCCGCCUUUGGCACAAGAACGAUCUGAACCUUCUACCCGAUGCCCACUCUGCAGUGGUUGUCGACGCGUUUCAGACGGACGUGUCUGGCUGCGACAAUAUCACCUCAAUGGCGUAG
Ixodes scapularis (black-legged tick) is the source of this 683-nucleotide messenger RNA. Its product is annotated as octapeptide-repeat protein T2-like. The coding region runs from base 45 to 683 and encodes 212 amino acids. The transcript is spliced from 2 exons. The record is from RefSeq and is a predicted model, not a curated record. NCBI's taxonomy places the organism in Eukaryota, Metazoa, Arthropoda, Arachnida, Ixodida, Ixodidae.